GGCACAAUGCACUCGAAAAGAGACAGAGAAGCUGAUGGCAAGCGUUUGAUACACAAUUGCUACUUUUGACACAAGAUGUUACUAGGACUAACUUAUGAUUUUGACAUGGGUAUGACAACAGAAACUAGCGUUAGUUGUAAAAAUAUCUUUGCAGUGCGAGGAGCAAGUAAGCGCGAGCAAAUGAGAAAACGGUUCUCCGUUCUCGCUGAACAUUUUCACAGCUUUGGCGCCACUUCGGCGCGUCGUGAUACUUGUAAAGUUAAAUGCUAGCCUGACAAUAACUAUACCAGCAGGGUAGGUAAAUUAAACCGUUCUUAAGCUUUUAAAAUCGAAAUUCCUUUUAGAACUACUCACUUUGAAUGGUCAGGUCAAAUAUUUGCACACUUUACAUAGGGUUAGGGUUGGGCUACAGUAGCUAGCUAGCUGUUAGCCGGCAAUUGCAACUGCCUAAACUUUAGCCUAAACGUUACUUUCUUGCUACAUUACUGCUAACUAUGCUAACAUGUGUUGCAUUCUAAUGAAAUUGUUAGGCUAGAUUUCCUAAUUAUCUGUUAAGCCACAAUGGAUGGCCAAGAAUCAUUUGUGAACAUAGACAUCCUCCUACUUCAGCUGGUUCUGCAGUCUAGGGAACUGUCUCAAAAGAAGAAUGCGAUAAAUCAACAAAUAGAACUUUGCAAAGCUAAUAUUGCUCAGAAGAAAUCUUACAUAGAAACUACCACCUGCAGUAUAAGGAAACUUGAAGAUGAAAUUAAUCAGAAACAGAAAAUUGUAAAGCAUUUUAAAGCCAAUGCAAAAAGCAUGAAGGCAACCAACAACUACCUUCAACAGUAUGAGAAAGUGUUGCAGUUGGAACUGGAGAGGACACAAGAGAACUGCAAUCAAGAAAAGAAGGUCUACCAGGAGAGAAUUGAAAGCUACAAAAAGGUGUUCCAGAAAUACAAAGAGUAUUACUGUGAAAGUCCUCUUGCCAAAAAACUCCUCAUGAUACAGUCUGAGAAUGAGGAGAUUGAGCGUCGCAUUAAAGCUUGCGAUGGACAGAUAAGAAUGAGAGAGAAAGAGCUAGAAGAUCAGCAUGGGAAAACACACAGUACUUUUUCCAUUGAGAACUCAGCAGAAAGUGUCUCUGAUCGUGUGAGUACUGAGGAGCCUAACAGACAGCCAGAUCAUCAAGCAGAUGACCUCGAUGCUCACAUACACUUGUCUUCUCUCCACCUCACCCAGCCAAAGGGGCAGGAUGGUUGUCAGGACAUUGGUGAGGGAAUGGCUGAGGAGAAUCUUGAGGAAACCAUCAGUUUGAACACACCAGCCUACCCUCCAUCUGAAGGAGUUGCUAGUCCUGAAAUGUGGUCCAACAAGGAAGUAAUAGAACAAUUGCAGCCAUCAGUUGAGGUUUCAAGUAUGGAUCGCAACCAAGGAAGUGUGCUAGAUGUGCAGGACGAGCCUCCUACUCUAGCUAGUAUAGCAGAGGAGACAGAGGUGGUGGGGCAGAGAGAGACCGUGGACGAGGAGCAGGCACCUUUCAGGCACAUGAUUGAGGAGGAGGAGCAGGGGGAGAAGAAGCAGUCUUCCCUAACUUUGAUGGCCUGUACUCAGUCUUCCCCUUCUAGAGCUUUUACCAGUCAGGGUUCACCUUCCAGAGAAGGCCCUCAUAUCUCCCCACGGAGAAUGAAAGCAGUGUCAAAUACCCCGACCUUCUCACUUGUCUCCAGCCCCAGCAGUUCUCCCGGUCACCAGGAGAGUGGAGAUGCCACAUCUCCAGGCUUCCUGUUCUCCAUGAGCUCUGCCACCCCAGGCUUCUCAGGGUUCGACUGUGGCUUCAACAUGGCCUCGCCACAAGCAGAGGACUCUCCUUUUACUUUCACAAGCUCUUAUUUCAGUGACAAGAAACCCUCUGGAUCCAAGUCCACAAGUGGCUUUCCCUUUGACCAAUCUGAGAAGUCGGAAGACGACUUUGAGUUUGCCUUUUCUGACCAGAGCCCUGGGAACCAGGAAACGGGAGGAGCUGUGGAUGCAUUGCCAUUCUCCUUCAACUUUUGAACAUUUUAACAGAGAUUCUGAUCCAG
Messenger RNA from Hypomesus transpacificus, 2063 nucleotides. RefSeq lists its product as uncharacterized. Gene Ontology annotation, cellular component: central element. Gene Ontology annotation, biological process: homologous chromosome pairing at meiosis; spermatogenesis; oogenesis. The transcript is spliced from 14 exons. The coding region runs from base 562 to 2037 and encodes 491 amino acids. Lineage: Eukaryota; Metazoa; Chordata; Actinopteri; Osmeriformes; Osmeridae. The record is from RefSeq and is a predicted model, not a curated record.